CUCUCAGAUAGUAAAUAAGGCCCGAGAGGGUGGAGAGAUACUGUCUCCAUUUUGUCGUCCUCCGCGGCUCCUGCUCCGUUGCGGAGAUGGGGAACGUCUUGGGACUGUGCUCCAUGGCGAGCUGGAUACCAUGUUUAUGUGGCAGUGCUCCUUGUUUGCUGUGUCGAUGCUGUCCUAGUGGAAACAACUCUACUGUAACUAGAUUGAUCUAUGCACUUUUCUUGCUUGUUGGAGUGUGUGUAGCUUGUGUAAUGUUGAUACCAGGAAUGGAAGAACAACUGAACAAGAUUCCUGGAUUUUGUGAAAAUGAGAAAGGCAUUGUUCCGUGUAAUAUUCUGGUUGGCUAUAAAGCUGUGUACCGUCUGUGCUUUGGUUUGGCUAUGUUUUAUCUUCUCCUCUCUCUGCUAAUGAUCAAAGUGAAGAGCAGCAGUGAUCCUAGAGCCGCAGUGCAUAAUGGAUUUUGGUUCUUUAAAUUUGCCGCAGCAAUUGCAAUUAUUAUUGGAGCUUUCUUCAUUCCGGAAGGAACUUUUACAACUGUGUGGUUUUAUGUAGGAAUGGCAGGUGCUUUUUGCUUCAUCCUCAUACAGCUAGUCUUACUUAUUGAUUUUGCCCAUUCAUGGAAUGAAUCAUGGGUUGAAAAAAUGGAAGAAGGGAACUCAAGAUGUUGGUAUGCAGCAUUGUUAUCAGCUACAGCUCUGAAUUAUCUGCUGUCGUUAGUUGCUAUCGUCCUAUUCUUUGUUUAUUAUACUCAUCCAGCCAGUUGUUCAGAAAAUAAAGCAUUCAUCAGUGUCAACAUGCUCCUCUGCCUCGGUGCUUCUGUAAUGUCUAUACUGCCCAAAAUCCAAGAAUCACAACCAAGAUCUGGUUUGUUACAAUCUUCAGUAAUUACAGUCUACACAAUGUAUUUGACAUGGUCUGCUAUGACCAAUGAACCAGAAACAAACUGUAACCCAAGUCUACUAAGCAUCAUUGGGUACAAUACAACAAGCACGAUUCCAAAGGAAGGGCAGUCUGUCCAGUGGUGGCAUGCUCAAGGAAUUAUAGGACUAAUCCUCUUUUUAUUGUGUGUGUUCUAUUCAAGCAUCCGUACUUCAAACAACAGUCAGGUUAAUAAAUUGACUCUAACUAGUGAUGAGUCAACAUUAAUAGAAGAUGGUGGAGCCAGAAGUGAUGGAUCACUGGAGGAUGGAGAUGAUGUUCACCGAGCUGUAGAUAAUGAAAGGGAUGGCGUUACUUACAGUUAUUCCUUCUUUCACUUCAUGCUUUUCUUGGCUUCACUUUAUAUCAUGAUGACCCUUACCAACUGGUACAGGUAUGAGCCUUCUCGUGAGAUGAAAAGUCAGUGGACAGCAGUCUGGGUGAAGAUCUCUUCUAGUUGGAUUGGCAUUGUGUUGUAUGUUUGGACACUAGUGGCACCACUUGUUCUUACAAAUCGUGAUUUUGACUGAACAGGACUUCUGGCAUGAAAGUCCCACUUUGAUCAUUGCUUGUUUGAGAUUAACAGUAUUCCCAACUUUUGUAAAGUUGUAUAUGUGUGUGCUUCCCAUGUAACCUCUCCAGUGUUCUGGCAUGAAUUAGAUUUUAUCGCUUGCCAUUUUAUUCACUAUAUUCUUGCCAUGUGCAUUGAUAUGUGUGUUAG
Suricata suricatta (meerkat) is the source of this 1639-nucleotide messenger RNA. It is a transcript of the gene SERINC1, whose product is annotated as serine incorporator 1. The coding region runs from base 87 to 1448 and encodes 453 amino acids. The transcript has 10 exons. Gene Ontology annotation, cellular component: membrane. The record is from RefSeq and is a predicted model, not a curated record. NCBI's taxonomy places the organism in Eukaryota, Metazoa, Chordata, Mammalia, Carnivora, Herpestidae.